This is a messenger RNA of Penicillium taxi, 714 nucleotides long. RefSeq lists its product as uncharacterized. The record is from RefSeq and is a predicted model, not a curated record. The transcript has a single exon. Bases 1 to 714 code for a protein of 237 amino acids. Lineage: Eukaryota; Fungi; Ascomycota; Eurotiomycetes; Eurotiales; Aspergillaceae.
AUGGUCCGCUUAGGCAGGGUUGUUGCCGGAUUACCUGAUGACUCUCCGCCAUCUAAAUCGCAAAUAGGGCUAUGGUCAUGGCUUCCCUAUUAUGAUAGCCAGAUAGAUAGUACUAUAGCUGCUAUAGAACACUAUUCAGCUAUAGUUACGUCUCGGAUGCCUCCUGGUUCACAUUUACCGUUUAGCUCUACACCGCUGUUUACCGAUUCAGACCUUGAUAUAGCUGGUGUGCCCCAUACUUACUUUAUCCGCUCGCUGUUCACACGAGUCAAGACUCCGCGUUUUAAAUUUAUCGCGCCUUGUCUAGAGGUUCCCCAUAAUAAGGAAGUAUUUACGAACCACCAGAAGUUUACCAAUUUACCAUAUCCAGAGAAAUCUAUCCCAGCGGUCCUUUUCUUUACAGCCUCUCAGACAGUGAACCUUAAUUCUGAAAUUCGUCGAUCAUUUAAGCACGCCCAUAAGAAUAAGGGCAUACCUAUAAGCGACGGCAGUCCUAUCCCUACAGGAAUAUAUAGUGAACCUGUGCGACGAGAUCACUAUGACACAGAGGAGACAGGUUUCCGCCUCCUCCUUCUAUUGACACUACGAAUUCGUUUCUAUAGUAGUGAUGCUAGAGUAAGGAUAAGUGAUGGGAGACUUAUAACCCCGGGGUCGUUCACAGAACUCUUCCAACAUAGCAAUUUUCAUCUAUUUGGGGGUGAAUGGCGGUCGUAA